Molecule: messenger RNA, 3589 nt
Organism: Pteropus alecto (black flying fox)
Lineage: Eukaryota; Metazoa; Chordata; Mammalia; Chiroptera; Pteropodidae
Gene: INPP5B
Product: inositol polyphosphate-5-phosphatase B
Exons: 24
Coding region: 308-2857 (849 amino acids)
Biological process (GO): phosphatidylinositol dephosphorylation; signal transduction
Cellular component (GO): cytosol; membrane
Molecular function (GO): inositol-1,4,5-trisphosphate 5-phosphatase activity; phosphatidylinositol-4,5-bisphosphate 5-phosphatase activity
Source: RefSeq, a predicted model, not a curated record
GGGAAAUGUAGUCAUUGGUGGCCAGGGACCGGGGUGUCCAGCGGUGACAGCUCAGGAGGUGCUUUAACUACGCAGUUCUCCACCCAACCCCCUUUGAAGUUGGGGUUUAUUAUCCCCAUUUCGCAGAUAGGGCAAGCUCAGAGAGGUGAAGCGACUUGCUCAAGUUUCCCUUGACCCUGAGCAGCAGGCGGUACAAGGUGUACUGUGUGAGGGAGACAGCAGGGAGAGCCGUCUCCUGGGGCUCGUGCGCUACAGCCCAGAACGUGGAGUUCAGGAACAUGCUCUCUUCCUGUAUACGCACCGGAGGAUGGCCAUUACUGGGGAUGAUGUCUCUUUGGACCAGAUAGUGCCGGUCUCAAGGGAUUUUACGCUGGAAGAAGUGUUCCCAGAUGGUGAACUCUACAUUCUUGGCUCAGAUGUGACCGUCCAGCUGGACACAGCAGAACUCAGCCUCAUAUUCCAGUUACCCUUUGGUUCACACACCAGGACGUUCCUCCAGGAAGUUGCUAGGGCCUGUCCAGGCUUCAACCCUGAGACCCCGGAUCCUGAGUUCCUGUGGCUGUCUCGCUACAGGUGCACUGAGCAGGAACCCUCGCAGCGCGGUUGGAAUUCGGCCUCAGGCACCUGGCCCGGGUGCACCAGAAUUGGCGGAGGUGGUUCUCAGUCUGACAAUUUGAGGCCAGACGGGAAAGGCCUGCUUGUGGACCAAAGCUUCCGGGGUCAGGAUAAGCCAGAAAGCUUGCUCACAAGACAGAAUAAAUCCAAGUCUGAAAUUACCGACAUGGUUCGCUCAUCUACUAUCACAGUAUCAGACAAGGCUCAUAUUUUAUCAAUGCAGAAGUUUGGACUGAGAGAUACAAUAGUGAAAUUACGUCUAGUGCAGAAAGAAGAGGAUUAUACCUAUAUCCAGAACUUCAGGUUUUUUGUGGGAACAUACAAUGUCAAUGGACAGUCCCCCAAAGAAUGCCUCCAGCCCUGGCUAAGCCAUGGUAUCCAGGCCCCAGAUGUAUACUGUGUAGGAUUCCAGGAGCUCGAUCUGAGCAAAGAGGCCUUUUUCUUCCAUGAUACCCCAAAGGAGGAAGAGUGGUUUAAAGCUGUAUCAGAGAGCCUUCAUCCAGAUGCCAAGUAUGCAAAGGUGAAGCUCAUCCGACUGGUUGGGAUUAUGCUGCUGCUAUAUGUCAAGCAGGAGCAUGCAGCGCACAUCUCAGAAGUGGAAGCUGAGACUGUGGGGACAGGCAUCAUGGGGAGGAUGGGUAACAAAGGAGGAGUGGCGAUCAGGUUCCAGUUCCACAAUACCAGCAUCUGCAUUGUGAAUUCUCACUUGGCAGCCCACACAGAAGAGUAUGAGAGGAGGAACCAGGACUAUAAAGACAUUUGCUCUCGAAUGCAGUUUUGUCAGGUUGACCCCAGCCUUCCUCCUCUCACCAUCAGCAAGCACGAUGUGAUCUUGUGGCUGGGGGACCUCAACUAUAGGAUAGAAGAACUGGAUGUGGAAAAAGUAAAAAAGCUCAUCGAAGAGAAGGCCUUUCAAACCCUGUAUGCAUAUGACCAGCUGAAAACUCAGGUGGCUGCAAAGGCUGUCUUUGAAGGGUUCACAGAAGGCGAGCUCACGUUCCAACCUACCUACAAAUAUGAUACUGGCUCCGACAAGUGGGAUACCAGUGAGAAGUGUCGUGCUCCUGCCUGGUGUGACCGGAUCCUCUGGAAAGGCAAGAACAUCACUCAGCUGAGCUACCAGAGCCACAUGGCCCUGAAGACCAGUGAUCACAAGCCUGUCAGCUCAGUUUUUGACAUUGGGGUGAAGGUUAUAAAUGAAGAGCUUUACCGGAAGACUCUGGAGGAGAUUGUUCGCUCCCUGGAUAAGAUGGAAAAUGCCAAUAUUCCUUCUGUGUCCCUCUCCAAACAGGAGUUCUUUUUCCAGAAUGUGAAGUACAUGCAGUUGCAAGUAGAAUCCUUUACAAUUCAGAAUGGACAAGUGCCCUGUCAGUUUGAAUUCAUCAACAAGCCUGAUGAAAAGUCUUACUGUAAGCAGUGGCUGAAUGCCAACCCCAGCAGAGGGUUCCUGCUGCCAGAUUCUGCCAUUGAGAUUGAAUUGGAGCUAUUUGUAAAUAAGACCACGGCUACAAAGCUCAACUCGGGUGAAGACAAACUUGAGGACAUUCUGGUUUUGCACUUGGACAGGGGAAAGGAUUACUUUUUGUCUGUGUCCGGGAACUACCUUCCCAGCUGUUUUGGAUCUCCCCUUCAUACAUUGUGCUACAUGAGGGAGCCAAUCUUGAACCUGCCACUUGAAACUAUCAGACAGCUGACACUGAUGCCACUGCGGACUGAAGAUGAUGGGAGCCAGAUGGAAAUCCCCAAAGAACUCCAGAUGAUGGUUGAUUACCUAUACCGAAAAGCCGUCCAACAGGAAGAUCUGUUUCAACAGCCAGGCCUUAGGUUGGAAUUUGAGCGUAUCAGAGACUGUUUGGACACUGGAACGAAUGAUACCCUCGAAACUCUCUCUGCUAGCAAUCAUUCCAUAGCCGAGGCUCUGCUGCUUUUCCUGGAGAGUCUGCCAGAGCCCGUCAUCUGUUACAGCGCCUAUUAUAACUGCUUGGAGUGUUCUGGCAACUACACUGCAAGUAAACAGGUCAUUUCUACUCUCCCUACAUUCCACAAAAAUGUCUUCCACUACUUGAUGGUGUUUUUGCAAGAAUUGCUGAAAAAUUCAGCAAAAAAUCAUUUGGAUGAGAAUAUUCUAGCUAGCAUAUUUGGCAGCUUACUGCUUCGACACCCAGCUGGUCACCAAAAGCUUGAAACAGCAGAGAAGAAGGCUCAAGAAUUUAUUCGCCAGUUCCUCUACAACUCACCCUGAGCCUCUCCAUCUCUUCUCUUAUUUUACCUGAGGCAGCCAAUUUCCAGUCUCACCUGUUUUUGUUCAAAAGUGGCCUUAAGAGGAUGUGAGGCCAUUUGGAAGCAAGAGUGGCAACUGCCUAUUUCCUGAGCCCAGGCCAUCUUCUCCUGCUAUGGCUAUUACACUCAGUGCUGCUGUGAGUUGUGAAGACAUGAGGGGAAAUCCACCACAAUAAAACUGACAUUCAAAUGUUCAACUUUAGUUAUUUAACACAGAUAGAUCUCUAUUUUUUAUUUUAAAAAUGUUGAAAUAACUGUACUUGUGCUCACUUAGCCUGCCUCCAAGGCAUAGUCAGUGCCUUCCCUGUAGCCUGGGCUGACCUCCCCAUGAUCAGAUGUUUGAGCAAACUCUGGAGUUCCUAAGGGAGAAUGCAUUGGACAGCAGUAAUGCAAGUGGAAGCUGUUGGAUAAACAGGCCACAGCCACCCCAGAUACUUCCAGCUCUCUGAGGACAUGUGUAUAUGUAUAUGCAAUCCUUACCCCCUUUCCUACUCAGAUGUGGCUCAGCAAUUCAGAGGCUGGCCACUCAGCCUCUGAGGGCAACACAGUGGCUUGAAAAUGAAAAUACUGAAGAAAUUAGGUGUUCUGGUGAAACAAGUGGAAUUUUCUGGGCAGCAAAUCCUCCGAACUGUAUAUGAUGCAUUUCCUCUCAUGUGUGUAAUAUAUUUUAAUGAUAAAUGUAUUUUUAACGGUG